Messenger RNA from Didymodactylos carnosus, 1836 nucleotides. The record is from the annotation of a GenBank genome assembly. NCBI's taxonomy places the organism in Eukaryota, Metazoa, Rotifera, Eurotatoria, Philodinida, Philodinidae.
AUGACCACGUUUCAGUUACACGAACAGUUAAAAGCAAUAAAGAAUAAUCAGUCACCUUUAACAGAUGUACGACUAUUUUCUGUUGAAGUAUAUACUCUAAUAUAUGAUAAUAAUAGGUAUCAGUAUGAAGGUCAGCUGAAAAAUGGUCUAAGACAUGGUGAAGGCCGAUGUAUUUAUCGACGUUCUGAAUGCAUCGAAUGGAUAGGUCAGUGGAUUGAUAAUAUGUGGCACCUGGGAACUGUUAAAUGGAAAUCGAAUGUCAUUGAUUCUGGUAGAUGGACAGGCGACAAUGCGAAAGGUUCAUUCAACAGUAACAGCGGUUAUAGCUUUCAUGGUGAAUGGGUUGAUCCUGCUAUUCUUCAUGGACAAGGAAUUGAUAUUCAAUCCGAUGGUACACGUUACGAAGGCAUGUUUAGGUAUGGUUAUAAAUGUGGUUAUGGUGAAGUUACAUACGCUGAUGGCAGUCAAUACGGGGGAAUAUGGCAUGCAGGUAAACUAUGUAUAAAACAGUUAGAUAUGACCGAAUUAUUAACAAUGAUGAAACAACAAACUAACGAAAUGAGGAAAUCGACCCUCUUUUCUAACACAUUACAUCUGAUAAAGACACUUAAAUAUUUUGUUCAUGGACAGAUAACUCAUUAUACGCAUUAUACAGAAGAAUCAUAUAUGUUAAAAAUGUUUUUGGAGACAAUAGUCGACGAAGUGCUUCCAGAAUAUGUUAAUAUAUUUAUAAAUGAUUUUGUUCCAUAUACCAAAAAAUACCAGUGGAACAUACUCAUUAUUGCAGCAAGAAAUGGUUACUAUAAGGUUGUCAAACGAUUACUUCAAAAGUUUAAUGUGAAUAUUGAAAUAGAAGCAAGUGUAGACUAUGAUGGUCUUCUUGUAGAGGGCGCCUCUCCUCUAUGGUGUGCAGCUGCAUCUGGCUACAUGAAUAUUGUUAAAUUAUUGAUGGAUCAUGGUGCACAAGUUAAUCAUCUCACCAGAAAUCAUUCUACACCGUUGAUGGCAGCGUGUUUUGACGGCAAUUUCGACAUCGUGAAAUAUUUAGUUGAGAAUGGAGCAAUAUUGGACAUAAAAAAUAUAUCACAUGGACAUUCGAGUUUAAUGCUGGCUAGCUAUACAGGUUGUGUUGCUGCCGUCGACUAUCUGCUGAAAAAGGGAGCGAAUGUAAAUCUAAUAGAUAAAAAUGGGAAUGGAGCUGUUUCAGUUAAACAUUCAGCCGGCUUGACACCUUUGAUGACGGCUGCUAUUCAAUCUUAUUCAUCGAUUGUUGAUUAUCUGGCUGAAAGUAGCGCAACCGUGGAAUCGAUUGAAGCGUAUAAACUUUUAGCCACAACUUACUGCAACAAAAGCUCAGAAGAUUUGGUUAAAAAUGUCCCGUCAUCGAUAGAAGCGUAUCAAAAUCAUGUCGAAUGUCAAACACUACAAGAUGUUGAAAAAAUACGUCAUAACGCGGAUGCUUUACACAUGCAAUGUUUAAUAAUUCAAGAACGAAUAUUGGGUAUUAAGAGUGAUACAUUAUAUAAUUCGAUUAGAUAUUCCGGCGCUGUUUAUGCUGCUGAGAAAAAGUAUGAUCGUUGUAUACUAUUAUGGAUGAGAUCAAACGAACUACUGAAAGGAGUCAAUAAAUGUCUUGGUUAUGAUUUGAAACUGUUUGCUCAACUAUUAGGCGAAAUGAUUUUUAAUAAUGUUGAAGUUGCCACAAAAUUAUUAGAGUAUAUAGUAAUCAACUGUAAGCAACAAUUGAUAACAGUAAAAAUGGUAUCAAACGAUCAUAACAGUAAUAUUCAUGCCCUAUUAUACAUGUGUACUCUGAUUGUAAAAGUAACGUCUUGA